Acyrthosiphon pisum (pea aphid) is the source of this 609-nucleotide messenger RNA. Its product is annotated as ring canal kelch homolog. The record is from RefSeq and is a predicted model, not a curated record. Gene Ontology annotation, molecular function: protein binding. Bases 79 to 297 code for a protein of 72 amino acids. The transcript has 3 exons. Lineage: Eukaryota; Metazoa; Arthropoda; Insecta; Hemiptera; Aphididae.
GUGGGGAGGUGUGGAUUAUUCAUGUUCACAAUCUGUUACUAUGCUUGAUGUAUCUUCACAAUCGCCCUCUUGAGUUCAAUGGCCGACAUGGUAGUUGGAAGAAAGUUAUUGGGAGUUGGUGUAUUGGAUGAUUGUAUAUAUGCAGUUGGUGGAGGAGAUAUCAAAAAUCCAUUAAAUAGUGUUGAGGUUUUUGACGUCAGUAUUCAAAAAUGGAGAUUGGUAGCUAGUAUGUCUACUAAAAGAUGUAAUUUGGGUAUUGGUGUACUCAAUAAUCGUUUAUAUGCGAAUACUGAAUAACACAGCAAUACGCCAAUAGGUACAUAAUAAUAAUAUUGAAAUGUAAUUAAAAUUCGGAACAUAUCAAUUUAACUAGGCGAGUGUAUGUUGAAUUGAAUUAAAAAUAUAAAACAAUAAAACGUGGAAAUAUACAACCAUUAUAGUAUUGAACACAAUUAUUUGUGCAUGCUUAAUUCAGUGUAAGAGUACUACUAGGCAGUAAGUAUUAACGUAAGUACCUAAGUCUCUACCUGCACAGUCACUCAGAACGAGUAACGACAGAACACAGAACACUCAGUGUUUACUAUUAAAUUAAUGUAUAGAUAGAUUAUA